AUGGGGUUGCAGAUAAUAUUAACAGGACUCCUGUUUUCUGGAAAACAAACUAAACCAUUGCAAGAACCAUAUAUAUCAGAUGGUAACGAUGAUAAUACGCCUGUUAAUACUAUUGAAAGAAAGUUACUCACAGGGAACAUUCUUGGAACCAGCAAUGGGUUAAUCAAGAAUCUCAAUGUAGAUAUAACAGCAAAGGUACUUUCUCAUAUCCCUAUCGAGUGUGUCUCGCUGGGCAGAGCAGUGUGCAAACUUUGGAGAAUCCUCUUGAAAAAGCCAAAGACGGGUUUCCUUCUAGCAGUUUCGGAAAUCGGAAGACACUCUGAAGAAAUCCAGAUCUUCUACGUAUACAACGAGGAGGUAAGUAUUCAUGAUGAACCGAUUUCUCACAAGACACUUGCAAAGAUAGACCUUGGGUUAGGUCUAUCCCGAGAUAUCCCUGUUCAGCUGAUAAAAAAUGGACCUUUUAAUCCUGUCAUAUAUGGUUCCUGCAAUGGUUUAGUGUGCUUUCCUGUUCAAAAUGAUGAAACGAAGUCUCUUUUCUACAUAUGCAAUCCAAUGACAGGAGAAUAUGUUUAUCUUCCGGAGAUGGAUUUUGGUGAAAUAUCGAGACCUGAGGUGCUCGGUGGAUUUGGUUAUUGUCAAUCUACUAAUGAGUACAAGGUUGUUCAAGUUACCUAUGAGUACAACCAAUUCGAGCAGUUGGGAAGGGUUCAGGUAUACACACUUGGUAGUGGCAGCGGGUGGAGAAACAAAGGGGAAAUACAUUACACUAGUAAAGAAAGAUUGGUUUUUGCAAACGAGGCACUUUAUUGGCUAGAGCAUAUUGAAGAUGACUGGAACCUCAGAACUUUUCAUUUAGCAGAUGAGACGUUUGGUACCGUCCCAAUGCCACCUUGUCAUGAUGUUGUCCGCGGUUACAGAGAACUUGUGUCCUUAAAUGGUUGUUUAUGUGCUUAUCAUGUUACAGUUGAAAGGUGUUCUGAACAAGAGGACGAUGCUUAUUAUCGUAAGGAAGAUAAACGCAUGGAUAUGUGGAUAUUAAAGAAAGUGCAGAAAAACAAGAAGAAUGGAGUUGAGCAAGGUGAUGUUGUCAUUGUUGGCAGUGGCGAUGAUGAUCUGCUGCUAUUGUUAAAAGAUGAAGAUGGUCACAAGGAUGUCACAGUUAAGAAGAAUCGUUACAGAAGCAUAACAGAAGCAAGUGUGACAGUUCUGUCAGAGGAGUUGCAAAAAGCUGUUAAAGAGUUUGAAGAAGCUUAA
This is a messenger RNA of Papaver somniferum (opium poppy), 1257 nucleotides long. Its product is annotated as F-box protein At3g07870-like. NCBI's taxonomy places the organism in Eukaryota, Viridiplantae, Streptophyta, Magnoliopsida, Ranunculales, Papaveraceae. The record is from RefSeq and is a predicted model, not a curated record. The transcript is spliced from 4 exons. The coding region runs from base 1 to 1257 and encodes 418 amino acids.